This is a messenger RNA of Ostreococcus lucimarinus CCE9901, 1507 nucleotides long. RefSeq lists its product with no specific name. Gene Ontology annotation, molecular function: L-ascorbic acid binding; procollagen-proline 4-dioxygenase activity; protein binding. Gene Ontology annotation, cellular component: endoplasmic reticulum. NCBI's taxonomy places the organism in Eukaryota, Viridiplantae, Chlorophyta, Mamiellophyceae, Mamiellales, Bathycoccaceae. The transcript has a single exon. The record is from RefSeq and is a predicted model, not a curated record. Gene Ontology annotation, biological process: peptidyl-proline hydroxylation to 4-hydroxy-L-proline. The coding region runs from base 21 to 1502 and encodes 493 amino acids.
CCGCGACGCGCGCGCCGACGAUGGGCAAGACGCAGAAGCGCGCGCGAAAGAAAUCGUCGCAAGCGCCCGGCGUGCGCGACGGCAGCGCGAUCGCGAAGCCGACGCACGCGACGGCGGACGCGACGACUGAUGUUCAAGUCGCGGUGGCGGCGGCGGCGAUGGCGGUGGACGACGCGCGCGACGACGGCGCGCGAUCGAGAGACGUGAGCGAAGGGACUAUUUUACGUGCCCUGCUCGCGCAGUCGUGCGUGGACGCGUGCAAGGCGCUGGAUGCGGCUCUGGCGCGCGGCGUCGCGGUGCGGGCGGAUACGUGCGCGAGAGUGCUGGCGUUGUGUCAGGCGCGAGAGAAGGCGAAACCGGCGCUGCGAUUGCUGCAAAGAAUGGAAGCGAACGGUAUGGCGCCGUCGCGAGAGGCGAUGCGGUGCGCGUUCUUCGCGUGCGCGAAGCGGGGAAUGUUGCGCGAGGCGCUGGUGUUGAUGUCGCGGCUCGACGGCGAAGGAAAGCGUUUCUUAGGGAAGGAUGUCCUCGUGCGAGCGUGCGCGAUGUGCCCAGGGGGCGUCGAUGGGGAUUUAGGUUUAGCAUUAUUGGAAAGCGCGCUGCGCGGUAUCAUGUGCGGGUCUUGGGAGCCGGGAUCUACCGCGACGAUUCGCGCGCAAAUGCCGUUCGCGGUGCCGCGCACGAAGGACGACGACGACAUUCCCGCGCCAUUGGUGCGUCGCGAUAUUGAAUACGCGCCGGGUAGCUUUAAAAUGGUUUGCGAUAACGAUGGACGACGUCGGCCGGUGGAUAGGUUGCCGCUUGAGCUGUACGCGCCCGCGCACCCGGGCGUAAUCCCAUUUGCGCCUUCAGGAUUGACAGAGGCGGCGCGUUACGACGUGCCGCACGUUCCGGGGGCGUUCGUCGUGACGAAUCUUCUCACGAAAAGCGAAUGCUCAGCAAUCAUAGCCGCCGGUCACGCGAUUGGGCUUCGUACCGAUCCCGGCGACGUCGACGGUGUCACGGGCGCGUCUCGUUUGCAAUACUGCGAGUUCAUGGUUUGGCCGCAAAAUAUUCAAGGUCUGUGGCGACGAAUCGCAGACUUAAUGCCUCCCGGUGCUGUGGGUAUUAACGCGCGCUGGAGGUUCUUCCGUUACGGUCCUGGUACGAUUUACCGCCGUCACGUGGAUGGGUCCUGGCCCGAGGGCGCACUCAACGAGGAAUGCGAAUAUGUCACCGACGUCUCCGAUGGCAAAGUCCGCUCGAGGUUGACUUUUCUGAUUUAUCUCACCGAAGGCUUCAACGGUGGAUCGACGACGUUUUACACCGCUACGCCGAGCGAGCCUGGAGUCUUGAGCGCGCGAGGUGUCGUGCCACAACUUGGCGCCGCGCUCUGCUUCCCGCACGGCGAAGCCGAGGAGUCGCCCGUGCACGAAGGCAGCGCCGUGACCGCGAGCUUGAACGGAGGCGAAACGUUCAAGUACGUCAUUCGCACAGAUGUGCUGUUCAAUGUGUCGGAUAUCUAGACUAG